This is a messenger RNA of Coprinopsis cinerea okayama7#130, 1823 nucleotides long. RefSeq names its product acyl-CoA carboxylate CoA-transferase. NCBI's taxonomy places the organism in Eukaryota, Fungi, Basidiomycota, Agaricomycetes, Agaricales, Psathyrellaceae. Gene Ontology annotation, cellular component: mitochondrion. The transcript has 13 exons. Gene Ontology annotation, biological process: acetate metabolic process. Gene Ontology annotation, molecular function: acetate CoA-transferase activity; acetyl-CoA hydrolase activity. The record is from RefSeq and is a predicted model, not a curated record. Bases 93 to 1742 code for a protein of 549 amino acids.
AUCUGCACCAGAGCUUGUGUCCACCGCUGUCGUCUGCGCUGGCCAAUUUCUCGCCUUUCACCGGAAUUUCCUCAGCCUAGAUAACAACGACGAUGAAGCCUACUCUGAGACUUCGGAACGCCUCUUUGGCAGCGGCCCACAAGGCUCUGAAGCCCUCAGCAGCGCUCCUAGAGCGUGUUCGACGACCCGCGUUUUUGAACAAGCUCGCGAAACCGGAGGAUCUCGCACCUUUGUUCAGGAACGAUGACUAUAUUGGCUGGUCAGGUUUCACAGGCGUCGGAUAUCCCAAGAUGACGCCCACGGCCAUCGCCGACCACAUCGAAGCCAACAACCUCCAAGCCGACCCUCAAACCAAGAAGAGGUUCAACCUGUUCGUCGGUGCCAGCUGCGGUCCUGAAGUUGAGGACAGAUGGGCCCGCCUCGACAUGAUCGCCCGCCGUUAUCCUCAUCAAGUCGGGAAAGAUAUUGCGAAGGGAAUCAACGCAGGUCGGAUCGCUUUUGCUGAUAAGCACCUUUCCAUGUUCCCUCAGGAUCUCGUCUACGGUUACUACUCUCUUAACAAGAAGCACGGCGACCCAACCAAACCUCUCGACUGGGCCAUCGUCGAAGCCACUGCUAUCACUGAGGAAGGUCAUAUCGUCCCUGGCGCCUCGGUUGGCGCAACGCCUGAAAUCCUUCAAUGCGCUGAGAAGAUCAUCGUCGAGGUCAACACCCGCACGCCCAACCUUGAAGGCUUGCACGAUAUCAACCAGUCAUUCGUUCCUCCCAAUCGACUGCCAUAUCUCAUCACCGAACCCAAAGAUCGAAUUGGCGUAACAGCCAUCCCUGUCGACCCAGAUCGUAUCAUCGCUGUUGUCGAGUCCGACAGACCAGACAACACCGGCCCCAACGCCCCAGAGACGGACGAAUCUCGGGCCAUCGCGGCACACCUUAUCGAAUUCCUCUCAGACGAAGUCAAGGCGGGCCGCCUUCCCAAGUCACUGUUGCCCCUGCAAUCCGGAAUCGGCAACGUCGCCAACUCAAUCAUCGGCGGUCUCGCUGAUGGUCCCUUCGACCAAGUGCAGGUCUGGACUGAAGUGUUGCAAGAUACCUUCAUCCGAUUCUUCGACUCUGGCAAGCUCUCCUUCGCCACUGCUACCAGCAUCCGAUUCUCGCCCGAGGGCUUUGAUCACUUCUAUUCCAACUGGGCCAACUACAAGGAUCGUCUGCUUCUUCGAUCCCAGCAGGUCGCCAACUCUCCCGAGAUCAUCCGUCGCCUGGGUGUUAUCGCCAUGAACACUCCUCUCGAAGUCGACAUUUACGCCCAUGCCAACUCCACCAACGCUCUUGGCUCAAGAAUGUUGAACGGCCUCGGUGGUUCCGCGGAUUUCCUGCGAAACGCCAAACUCUCGAUCAUGCACACUCCCUCUGCUCGCCCUACCAAAUCUGAUCCUACCGGUAUCAGCUGCAUCGUUCCCUUCGCUUCGCAUAUUGACCAAACCGAGCACGACUUGGACGUGAUUGUGACUGAGCAGGGUCUUGCUGAUCUCCGUGGCUUGUCACCAAGAGAGAGGGCCCCCGUCAUCAUCGAGAAGUGCGCUCAUCCUGAUUACAAGGACAUGCUCAAGGACUACUACGACCGAGCUUUGUUCGAGUGCUUGAAGCGAGGUGCCGGUCACGAGCCCCACAUGCUCAGGAAUGCUUUCAAGUUCCACACCAACCUGAUGGAGAAGGACUCCAUGAAGGUCGAUAAGUGGGAUUAAAACAAGAUGGGAGAAUGAUAUUAUCUUAGACGAUUGUUGUAUAAUACAUGUAAUGCUAGAGGUGAAAUCGUCGUACAUUAU